AUGAAUGAAUCUGGAGAUAAUAAUAAUUCUUCAGAACAACCAGAAGAAGUCCCAAAUGUGCAACAAUCUAGGCAAGGUCCUAAUCAAGAUGCGCAAAGGUUUUACAGUUUACUUAAAGAUGCUGAUCAACAUUUGUAUGAAGGGUGCAAGAAUUUUAGCAAGUUGUCUGCCAUUAUUUUGAAAGAUAUGCUUCCUUUGGAUGCGAAGUUACCGAAAGACACAUAUGAGGCUAAGAAAAUUAUUAAGGAUUUAGGACUUGGUUAUGAGAAGAUUGAUGCAUGUAUAAAUGAUUGUAUGUUAUUUUGGAAAGAGAAUGCCAAUGAUGAAGAGUGUAAAGUCUAUCAUACUUCUAGGUGGGCAACAAAUGAGAAUGAUAAGAAGAAUAGUGGAAAUGAUAAGGAGAAUAAUGGGAAAGAUUUCUCAUCUGACCCUCGCAAUGUUAGACUUGGAUUAGCAGUUGACAGAUUUAAUCUUUUUGGGAAUAUGAGUACUAGUCAUAGUACAUGGCCGGUCAUUUUGAUUCCAUACAAUCUACCUCCUUGGAUGUGCAUGAAAAGAUCUUCUUUCAUGUUAUCCUUGCUUAUACCUGGGCCAAGUUCACCUUUAAAUGAUAUAGAUGUGUAUUUACAACCUUUAAUAGAAGAAUUGAAGGAAUUGUGGGAUGAUGGAAUAUCAACUUACGACGUGUCUUCUAAUGAGAAUUUCAAGAUGCAUGCAGUAUUGAUGUGGAUGAUAAAUGAUUUUCCUGCAUAUGGUGAUUUAUCUGGUUGGAGUACUAAAGGGGCCUUUGCGUGUCCUUCUUGUAAUUUAAAUACUCGAUCUCAGUGGUUAAAAUAUGGAGGGAAAUAUUGUUAUAUGGGUCAUCGACGAUUCUUGGAAGAAGAUCACCGCUUCCGUAAAGAUAGAAAUUUUUUUGAUGGGACUGAUGAAAUGGAAAAAGCUCCUAUUAUACCAUCUGGCAUUGACAUCAUGGUGCAAACUGAAGGCAUUAAUUGUAUUUUUGGGAAGAAAAAGACCAAAGUCCAAAAAAGAAAAAGAAAGAGAAAGGAAGACGUAGACCAAGAACCAAAAGGAUGGAAGAAGAGAAGUAUAUUUUUUGAAUUGCCUUAUUGGGAGAAUCACAUGUUGCGGCAUAAUCUUGAUGUGAUGCAUAUAGAAAAAAAUGUUAUAGAUAAUGUACUUGGCACAGUGCUAGAAUUGCCACGCAAGACUAAGGAUAACUUGAAGGCACGUCUUGACCUAAAAGAUAUGGGUAUAAGACAUACACUUCACCCAGAAAAAAGAGGAGAUGAUAAGACAUAUAUGCCACGAUCUUGUUUUACAAUGGUUCCAAAAGAAAAGGAUAGUUUCUUGAGAGUUUUGAAGAAAAUAAGAGUUCCAGAUGGCUAUGCUUCAAACAUUUCACGUUGUAUCCAACGUAAACAACGCAAAAUUUUUGGUUUGAAGAGUCAUGAUAGUCACAUUAUAAUGCAACAACUUCUUCCAAUAGCAAUAAGAGGAGCUUUACCAAAGAAAGUCAGUAUGGCUUUAAUAGAUUUAUCUUGUUACUUUAGAGAAGUAUGUUCCAAAGUCCUACAAGUAGAAGAUCUUGAGAAACUUGAGUCUCGAAUUGCAAUGACAUUAUGUGAAUUGGAAAAAAUAUUCCCUCCUUUCUUUACUGUCUUGGUUCAUUUAGUCAUCCAUUUGGCCACUGAAGCAAAAAUUGCUGGACCAGUCCAUUACCGAUGGAUGUAUCCCAUUGAGAGGUUACACAAGGAACGAAUAAAGAGCAGAAAACGUCCACGUCGCGUACCAGAAGGAGUUAUUAAUAAGAUUCAUAUAGAAGAGUUUUGUGACUGGUUUCGAACUUAUGUUGUGGCCAUGAGUAAUACUGAGAAGGUGAAACUAACUAAUAAAGUUAUAUGGCUUGCUGAAGGACCCAAUACUGAAGCUAGACGAAUGAAACGAUAUGUUGUCAACGGUACUAAAUUCCAAACUAAAGAUUAUGAGGAAAAUAAGAAAACUCAAAACAGUGGAAGAAUGACAAAUGACCCAUUUAUUUUGGCAUCUCAAACUUCACAAGUAUAUUAUGUUGAAGAUGAAAGAGACAAGGAUUGGCUUGUUGUUGACAAAACAAAACCAAGGGAUGUGUUCGACGUUCGUAAUGGCAAUUUGAGUGAUAAUGAUGUAGACAUUUAUUGUGAUAAUGAGCCAUAUGAUACAGUGACUGAAAAUCCACCUAAUAAUGUGAAUGAUGACCUAAAUUGGGCUCGAAAUAAUGUGGAUGGAACCAUAGUCGAUACAUCCCUUCCACUUGAUGAAGAGAAUUUUAUGGAUGAUUCUGAGUCUGAAGAAGAUUACUAG
Quercus lobata is the source of this 2343-nucleotide messenger RNA. RefSeq lists its product as uncharacterized. Bases 1 to 2343 code for a protein of 780 amino acids. The transcript is spliced from 6 exons. NCBI's taxonomy places the organism in Eukaryota, Viridiplantae, Streptophyta, Magnoliopsida, Fagales, Fagaceae. The record is from RefSeq and is a predicted model, not a curated record.